AUGGGAGACAUGGAGUUUGCUAAAGUCCACAAUUCAACAAUUUUUCUUGAAGACCCUCCUGCAGCCCACAAUGACUUGAAAUUCAUUGUGGAUGGUUUGAAGAAAUCCUGCUUGGUUCAUGCCCUAACUACAAAUCCUACUAUCUACCAAAGUUUGAUUAAGGAUUUCUGGAGGAAUGCUGUUGUAAAGAAGAAUGAUCAAGGUGAAAAAUUUGUGGAAGCAACCAUCAAAGACAAGAAAAUUCAAGUAACAGAAAGCAUCAUCAGAGAAUAUCUCCAAAUUGAGGACAGACCUGAGUACCCCAUGGAGAUUGACAAGCUGCUUCCUCCAUGCUGGAAGCUUUUGGCUCAUGUGUUCGUGAGCGGCAUUUCUGAGCAGAGAUCAGGAGCAAACAAGAUUUCUCUGGCCAACACUGGUGCCAUUGCAGCAUUGGCGACAGAGGAUGUUAGAGAAGAAUCAGAUGAACAAUCCAUGCCGAUGGAAAAUGAAUAUAUUUUUCACUCUCCCUCCGAGCCUGAAGUAGAGGAGAUUCAUGACUCUCCCACAACUUAUGUAGCUGAUGAGCAUGAUAAUCAGAAAGCAAAUGAUUCAAAAUCUUCUCGAGAGGAUGAUGACGAUGAUCUUUAUGAAGAUGUGGAGUUUUUGAAAGAAAUGGACUUUACGGGAAUCAAUGACGACAUUCCAACAAACAUAGAGUUUGAUUUUGGUGAUGAGGAUUUUGAUCCUUUUCUUGAUAUUCCCAGCAACCGUGUAAAUAAAGUCAAUGAAGUUGCUCCUUUAGCAACCAAGACUAGAGAUGAAGGAAAUUUUCUCAAAAUUCUACUCUCUACUUCAAAGCCCUUGGAGGUCGCAACAAGCCAAGGAGAUGUGACAUCAGAGAUUCCUCCCUCUGUGUCACUUGUCUCAACAUCUGCUCUAGUCAUUUCUGACUUAUCUGAACCUCAGACUUCUCAGACUUCGAUGAAAACAAGCCAAUCUCUUGAAAGUCUGGAGGUACCCUCUGUAAGAUGUGCUCCUCAAGUUAUUUCAACAAUCACUGCUACCUCUGCUCACUCUCCUCCAAAGCAAACUGAUGAAGGUCCAAGUACCAUGUUCGAGACUGGUGGAUCCUCAUCCAUUCCAGAAUAUUCUCCAACUCGACCUUCUCUAGAUGAAGCUUCUAUUAGAUUAGUAAAACAUCUGGCUCAAUCUAGUCCAACCUCUUCACGCGGGAAAGGAAUAUCAUUUAACAAGGGUCGGACAGAUGAUGACAAAUCCUCUUCACCUGAUCUCCGAGAGGAAAUUGGAAUUCUCCCUAAUUAUUUCAAUCUCAAGAACGUAUUGUACGAUGAUUUUGGUGAAAAAGUCAAAGUCCUCUUCCAACAGCCUCAUGGAGUUGUUGAUCAUCCCUCUGUUCAAUCACGUACUGCAAAUAAUGAUCUACAUGUCAACCCACCUGCUCCAAGAACAACUACAAUUGUCAAUAGGUUUGAAAAAGAACUAGAAGGAAGCAGAGCCAGAAGCACAAUCAAACAGGGAAAAAGAAUCGUAACUGCAAAUCAAAGUAAAGGCCUUUUAUUCAUGAAAAAUUCUAAUGAAAAUCGCAAAACAAGAGACCCUGUCUUAACAGUAAUGGAUUUGAAGAAAAGAAAGUUCGGUGAUGAGUAUGGUGACAGGACAUGUAUCUGA
This is a messenger RNA of Lactuca saligna, 1668 nucleotides long. Lineage: Eukaryota; Viridiplantae; Streptophyta; Magnoliopsida; Asterales; Asteraceae. The record is from the annotation of a GenBank genome assembly.